Annulohypoxylon maeteangense is the source of this 2413-nucleotide messenger RNA. Its product is annotated as MFS transporter-like protein. Gene Ontology annotation, molecular function: transmembrane transporter activity. Gene Ontology annotation, biological process: transmembrane transport. Lineage: Eukaryota; Fungi; Ascomycota; Sordariomycetes; Xylariales; Hypoxylaceae. The coding region runs from base 417 to 1889 and encodes 490 amino acids. The record is from RefSeq and is a predicted model, not a curated record. The transcript has a single exon.
AUAGGAGCUGGUUUUACAAAAGGCUUGUGAAAGCAAUUUUUAAAUAGGGGUUGUGUUGGGGCUGGUGAACCUCUCGAUCUACUUCGUAAAAACCCGACUGUCCCGAUCACCAGUUAAAAACCCCAUAAUGACGCCUCAUUGACUUAAGUAAUACGGACUCCGGACUUAAAUGCGUAACCUGAGCCACUCACGUAAUCACUGUGGCUGUAGUAAAGCUGUCCGACAGCGUCCCCUAUGAGGUCAUCGAUCUGCAGGAACAAACCAGCACCAGCGACCAAUCGGAGAGCUUCGACACACACCUUACACUUUACAACGAACAAUCUCAUAAACCACCACCACCAAAACUCCCGUCUCCAAACCUCACGCAUACAACCCUCUCACCUCUCCCUCACCAACAUAACCACCAAUCCCCAAAAAUGCCCCCCACAAACCCCCCACCCCUAGCCCUCCACUACCGCUCCAACACCCUCUUCAUAAUCGCCACCGUAGCCAUCGGUCUCUUCACCGACCUCUUCCUGUACGGACUCAUCGUGCCCGUUCUCCCAUUCAUGCUGCGCAACCGCCUCUCGAUCCCCGAACCCGAGAUCCAAUCCUACGUCUCCAACCUGCUAGCCGCGUACGCCGGGGCCUCCGUCCUAUCCUCCGUACCAGCCGGCUGGAUCGCGGACCGCACUACAUCGCGACAAGCGCCGUUUCUAAGCGGACUGGCUGCGCUGCUUGCGGCUACGGUGAUGCUUGCGUUUGGGAGGAGUAUUGGGGUAUUGUUUGCGGCGCGCGUGCUGCAGGGCGUGAGUGCGGCGGUGGUGUGGACGAUUGGGCUGGCGAUGAUCAUGGAUACGGUGGGUCCGGCGAACUUGGGCAAGGUAGUUGGGAGCGUGUUCAGCUUUAUCUCGGUGGGCGAGCUGAUGGCGCCUGUGAUCGGCGGCGUGCUGUACGAGAAGACCGGGUACUCGGGGGUAUUCGGCGUGGCAGCCGGGGUGUUAGGAUUGGAUUUCGUGAUGCGGUUGUUGGUCGUGGAGAAGAAGACGGCUGCGAAGUAUGAUGCGAGCUUGGCGGUGUCCGAUGGAGGGGAUGAAGAUAGGGGGGCCGGACCGCGGGGAGAUGAUGCCGGUGAUCGCGAUGAAGAAGCUCCUACGGAAAAUGACGCGUUACUACCGAACAAGAACGAAAAUUCCCGUUAUAAAAUCAAUAGCCCUCCGAACCGACUCACCCGCACCCUCCCCAUCCUCCUCUGCUUCCGAAACCCGCGUCUCCUAGUCGGCUUUAGCCUAGCUUUCGUACAAGCCUCGCUCCUCGCCGUCUUCGACGCUACGAUCCCGACCGAAGCAUCGUCGCUCUUCGGUUUCGCCUCUCUGGACGCCGGCCUCCUGUUCAUUGCCCUAGAUAUACCGUAUCUAAUCCUCGGUCCUGUAGCCGGGUGGGCCGUAGACCAGUACGGCACCAAGUUCGCCUCCGUUCUAGGUUUCGGGUAUCUCGUACCUACCCUCAUCCUCCUGCGCCUGCCCUCCGAUCACCCGCUCUCGGGGGGGAGUAACGUGGUCUUGUACUGCGCUUUGCUGGCACUCAACGGCGUAGGCUUAGCUGUUAUUGGGUCCCCCAGUGUAGUCGAGACGAGCUAUGUAGUGCAAGAAUACGACCGUGCCAACCCAGGCUUAUUCGGUGCUAACGGUCCUUAUGCUCAGUUGUACGGUUUCAACUCGUUAUUUUUCUGUGCCGGUCUCACAGUCGGUCCCGUUGUUGCCGGGGCCCUCCGCGAUGGGAUUGGUUAUGGUAAUAUGAACCUUGUAUUUGCUAUUGUAUCAGGCCUUACUGCCAUAGCUUCACUUUUUGUCAUUGGCGGGAAACUCCAGGGGAAUUUCCGGCUUUGGAGAAAAGGACGGGUAAACUAGGCCACUGCCAUCUCCUAUGUGUGACACUUUAGAAGAUGAGAUGACCAUGUCAUGUCAAUCCAUAAUAAAUAGGUAUAAAAAUUCCACCUAGACUUAUUCUGGACGCUAUGAUGCGAUUCACUAAUAGUCAUCAUCGCAAUGCUGCAGUAUGGAUAGAUCGCCAAACAAGUGUUAACGAGAGCUGCGAUUAUCUAUUUGACCAGUCCUCAACCUCGGGGAAUCUUCGUAAUCACGAGUAUAUUCGGAAGCAUAUACUAGAAUAAUAACGAAGGAAAAAACCUGACCUAAAUAUCCGAUAGAAAAUUGGGGUAUCAAUCCCACAGCAAGUGUUCUGAGCUUUCUCAGCUCUUCAAAAAAAGGAAAAGUCUCUGCUCUUGUCUAAUCAGCGGAGCAGCGGACUGCGAAACUUCCUGAGAAAAGCUUCAUGCUCGCCGCCACGUAAAAGAGGAUAUGCAAAAGACCAACAUUAGUUCCCUCCCAUUCUUGCGAUUACCCUCAUCUUAAAAUGAACGGGUAUCUCAGUC